Messenger RNA from Leopardus geoffroyi (Geoffroy's cat), 656 nucleotides. Its product is annotated as NKG2-A/NKG2-B type II integral membrane protein-like. Lineage: Eukaryota; Metazoa; Chordata; Mammalia; Carnivora; Felidae. Gene Ontology annotation, biological process: stimulatory C-type lectin receptor signaling pathway; positive regulation of natural killer cell mediated cytotoxicity. The transcript is spliced from 5 exons. The coding region runs from base 45 to 656 and encodes 203 amino acids. The record is from RefSeq and is a predicted model, not a curated record.
GGCAGUUUCAUCCACAUUGUAGCUGACACUACUCAGCUGCAGACAUGAACAACCAAGGCGUGACUUAUGCGGAACUCCAUCAUGCUAAGGGCUCAAAAAGACAGCAAGUGCAACCUAAGGGCACAAAAAGUUCCAUUUCAGUAACUGAGGAGGAGAUAGCCUAUGCAGAAUUAAAUCUUCAAAAUGCUUCUCGGGACCUUCAAGGGAAUGGCAAGAACUCUCCCUGCAAAGAUUUAUCAUCAUGUCCAGAGAAGCUCAUUGCUGGGAUCCUGGGAAUCAUCUGUCUUGUCUUGAUGUCCACUGUGGUAAUACUAGCUGUUAAUCCCGGUACUGACACACCGGAGCAGAAUAAUUCUUCCCUGGAAACAAGGAUCCAGAAAGCACAUCACUGUGGUCGUUGUCCAGAAGAGUGGGUUACGUAUUGCAACAAUUGCUAUUACAUCAGCCCUGAAAAAAAACCGUGGAAUGAGAGUUUGAUGUCCUGUGCUUCUAAAAACUCUAACCUGCUCUCCGUAGAUAAUGAAGAGGAUGUGAAGUCCUCGUCCAAUUUUAGACAUGAGCUCUUUUUUGAGUUUGUAAGACGUGAAGAGAUUUUGGAUGCUGUGACUAUCAUUUUUACCCUCACAUUGGAGGUUUUAAUGACGCAAAUGCAUUAA